Molecule: messenger RNA, 5354 nt
Organism: Anopheles merus
Lineage: Eukaryota; Metazoa; Arthropoda; Insecta; Diptera; Culicidae
Exons: 2
Coding region: 668-4468 (1266 amino acids)
Biological process (GO): DNA integration
Molecular function (GO): nucleic acid binding
Source: RefSeq, a predicted model, not a curated record
AGGACAGCCCACUGUGCGGUGUGAACCCCUUCGGCUAGCAGUGCGUCCACCUGCAUUUCUAUACGCACCUCGGGGUGACAAGUGACAGCUGCCGGAUGCCGGGGGCACAUGGGAAGAAUGAGUAUUGUACAAGAGACGCAUGAGAUAAGGUAGUAAAAUAAAGAAACAGUAACGUAACAGUGGCGACGAGGCGGUAGAAGUUUGCAAAAAAAAAAAAAAAAAGCCAGUGAAAAUUUUCCCGGGACCGUGUGUUAUCAUCGACAAUGGAAGGUGCUCAAGAAAACAAUUCUGAUGCAGGCGGAGGAGAGUCAUCAAAGAAUGUGUCGGAAGCGAUACUGAAAAUUCUCGCCAACCAGCAGAGCCUCAUGUCUUCUAUGGCACAACAGCUUCAAUUGACGAAUCAAUCCAUACAAAAGUUCACACAUGUGGAGGUUGUACUUGACUCAUUAUCAACGAACUUUUCGAUCGGGAUGCUUGCAACCUUGACAACGCGGGAAAAGUGAGGUUACUUUUACGCAAACUGAGCCCACAAGAUCACGAGCGGUACAAUAGUUUCAUAUUGCCAAAACUAGCUCGCGAAUUCACAUUCGAACAAACAGUGGAAAAGUUAAAAUCCCUGUUUGGCGCUACCAUCUCUACGUUUCGCCGCAGAUACAAUUGUCUUCAAAUGACAAAAGAUGACGUAGAUGAUUAUCUUUCAUAUUCCUGUAAAGUGAACAAAUCCUGUGUUGAUUUUAAACUUUCCGAGUUAACUGAGGAACAGUUUAAAUGCUUGAUCUACGUAUGUGGACUUAAGUCAAGCAGCGAUGCAGAGAUUCGUAUGAGGCUGAUCAACAAACUGAACGAAGCACAGGACAUCACGCUCCAACAAAUCGUCGAACAGUGCAACAGUCUCGUUAACCUCAAACAGGACACUGUGCUUGUAGAGCAACCAUCGUCAGUGCAGUACGUUGCUAACAAAGGUUCAUCACAGCAACAACGUCAUCCCAGCGGAGGAAACAAACAGCAGGAUCAUCCUCGUACUCCUUGCUGGUCUUGCGGUGCAAUGCACUUCCACAAAGAUUGUCCGAGUCGAAACCACAAAUGCAAAGAUUGUGGUAAAAUUGGACAUUCCGAGGGAUACUGCGCCUGUUUCACAUCAAUGGCGACCACCAGUGCUCCAGCGCAGAAGGCACCGUGGAAGAAGCAGUACAAGCGGAAGCAACAUCAGGGACAGACAUCGAAGAUAGUGACAGUCAACCAUGUCACUCAAAGAAGGAAGUUCGUCUCCGUUCAUCUCAACAACAUUCCCCAUCGACUGCAAAUUGACACCGGAUCGGACAUCACCAUCAUCUCACAUCAGGCAUGGAAGCGUAUCGGUUCUCCGGCAGUCAAACCAGCCACUUGCAAUGCUAGGACAGCGUCGGGCGAUCCGUUGCAAUUAGCAGCGGAGCUGGAGUGCAGCAUCACCAUCAAUAACGUUACGAAACAGGGUAAGUGUUUUGUAACUGAUCCGAAUGUCAAUCUUAACGUUUUAGGGAUUGAUAUGAUGGACCUUUUUGGACUGUGGAACGAGCCAAUCACAGCGUUCUGCAACCAGAUCUGCACCCCGAAGACGACUAACAUAGCAGAACUACGGUCUCGUUAUCCAGACGUCUUCAACGACAAAAUGGGGUUGUACAACAAGACAGCAGUACAACUUACGUUGAAGGGCACGCCUACACCAGUAUUUCGUGCAAAGAGACCCGUUGCGUACAUGAUGGAAGCUGUUGUUGAAGAUGAGCUGCAUCGUCUGGAAAAUCUUGGCAUCAUCAAAAAAGUGGAUUUUUCUGACUGGGCUGCACCCAUCGUCGUGGUACGAAAACUGAACGGCACCGUUCGUAUUUGUGCGGAUUUCUCGACGGGGUUGAACAACGUGCUGGAGUCGAAUAAUUAUCCUUUACCACUGCCAGAGGAUAUCUUCGUGAAAAUGGCUAACUGCGUCAUUUUCAGCCAUAUUGAUUUGUCGGACGCCUACCUACAAGUACCCGUAGACGAAGCAAGCCAACCAUUCCUAACCAUCAACACCCACAAGGGACUGUUUCAAUUCACACGAUUGUCACCCGGCAUCAAAUCAGCGCCAGGGGCAUUUCAAAAGUUGAUGGAUACGAUGCUCGCUGGGCUCAAUAGCACCACAGGGUACCUGGACGACAUAUUAGUAGGUGGACGAAACGAAGAUGAGCAUCAGCAAAACUUACAUCUCGUGCUAAACCGUUUGCGAGAUUACGGAUUUACCAUACGCAUUGAAAAAUGUAAUUUCAAUAUGCGCCAAGUCAAAUAUCUGGGACAAAUCCUUGAUGCACAAGGAAUCCGGCCAGAUCCAGAUAAAAUAGCACCAAUUGUGAGCAUGCCACCGCCGCACGACAUUCCAACGCUGCGAUCAUACCUUGGAGCCAUAAAUUAUUAUGGCAAAUAUGUCCAAGAAAUGCGCACACUCCGUCAGCCCAUGGAUCAACUUUUGAAGGCAGGUAUGAAAUUUCAUUGGUCCACAGCAUGCCAAAGAUCAUUCGAUCGUUUUCGAGAAAUUUUACAAUCUCCAUUACUGCUAACGCAUUACAAUCCAAAAAUGGAGAUAAUAGUAUCUGCAGAUGCUUCGAACGUAGGAUUGGGUGCUCGCAUUGCUCACAAGUUUCCUGAUGGAUCAAUUAAAGCCAUUUACCAUGUGUCGCGUAGCUUAACAUCAGCUGAAAGUAACUAUAGCCAAAUUGAAAAAGAGGCGCUGGCUUUGAUAUUUGCGGUUACACGCUUUCACAGAAUGAUUUAUGGGCGUCGAUUCAUUCUGGAAACAGAUCACAAACCUUUAUUGGCUAUUUUUGGUGCAAAGAAGGGUAUACCAACGUAUACAGCAAAUCGUUUACAACGAUGGGCAUUAACCCUUCUGCUCUACGAUUUUUCGAUUAACUAUAUCUCUACAGAUAGUUUUGGUCACGCCGACGUAUUAUCACGUCUUAUCAAUCGACAUGUGCGGCCAGAUGAAGAGAUGGUCAUAGCUAAUCUCACUUUCGAAAAAAGUAUUCGGAGCAUCUUAAACGAAUCACUGCAAGCAGUCCCAUUGUCGUUCAAGACAAUUCAAAAUACAACCAAAAAUGAUGAUACCUUACAACAAAUCAUCAAGUUCAUUAAGGAAGGUUGGCCACCUAAAACCAUCAUAAACGAUCCUAAAAUCCUACAAUUUUAUCAACGACGAGAUGGACUGUCUGUCGUAGCAGAUUGUAUUAUGUAUGGAGAGAGAUUGGUCGUGCCUCCCAGUUCCAGGGAAAGUGUCCUCAAGCAGCUACACAAGGGACACCCUGGUAUCGAACGCAUGCGCUCGAUCGCACGGCAGUAUGUGUACUGGCCAAACGUCGAUGAAGACGUUGCACAUAUCGUAAAAUCGUGUAUCGAAUGUUCUAGUGUUGCGAAAACAGAUAGAAAAACAACUCUUGAAUCCUGGCCAGUUCCGGAAAAAGCAUGGCAAAGGCUACAUCUCGAUUAUGCAGGGCCUGUUGAAGGUUACUACUAUCUGAUUCUGGUUGACGCAUACUCUAAGUGGCCAGAAGUGAUGCGCACUAAAGACAUCACCACAACCGCAACAUUGCGCAUGCUCCGCAAUAUUUUCGCAAGACACGGACAACCUGAAACAUUGGUCACUGAUAAUGGUACACAAUUUACCAGUAAUAUGUUCGAAACAUUUUGUGAGCACUAUAGUAUUGUGCAUUUGAAGACUGCUCCCUUUCAUCCGCAGUCAAACGGACUAGCAGAAAGAUUCGUCGACACAUUCAAGAGAGCCCUUAAAAAAAUUACAGCAGGGGGGGAAACGUUAGAAGAAGCUAUCGACACCUUUCUGCUGUGCUAUCGUUCAACACCAUGUCGUAGUUCACCGGAAGGAAAAUCACCAGCUGAGCACAUUUAUAAAAGACCAAUACGAACAGCUCUCGAAUUAUUACGUCCACCCUCUUCAUCGCACAAAGUCCAUGAUAACAAACAAGAAAAGCAGUUCAAUCUCAAACACGGAGCAAAGAAGCGGCAUUACUCCCCUCAGGACUUAGUGUGGGCUAAAGUGUACCAUAACAACAAAUGGAGUUGGGCUCAUGGGCAAGUUAUUGAGCAAAUUGGUAGUGUGCUGUACAAUGUAUGGUUGUCAUCAACGAGGAAGCUCAUUCGAUCGCAUUGUAAUCAGCUACGAAGUCGACAUGAAGCAGAAGUUUCCCAGCAAGAGCAACUAGCAACUACAGACGUUCAGAUACCGCUGGCGAUACUUCUCGAUAAUUGUGGUCUUAACGAUGAAGUAGAAAGUGAAACCACAACAUCCACAACACUCCCAUCAGAAAUGUUGGCAGACCUGGCACCACCACGUCAACGACGCCGUGUUGGAUCAUCACGUAACAACAAUCAACCACCGGCACCUACACGUCAAUCAUCCAGACAACGCGUACCACCAACUAGAUACGACGCGUAUCAUCUUUACUAAAAAAAAGGGAGGUGUUGGCAGGACAGCCCACUGUGCGGUGUGAACCCCUUCGGCUAGCAGUGCGUCCACCUGCAUUUCUAUACGCACCUCGGGGUGACAAGUGACAGCUGCCGGAUGCCGGGGGCACAUGGGAAGAAUGAGUAUUGUACAAGAGACGCAUGAGAUAAGGUAGUAAAAUAAAGAAACAGUAACGUAACAAAAACAAAAAUAUGUUAAAGCUCUGAAAUACUCUUAGGAAGAACCAAUGCCAAAUAUGUGCAGAUAAAAACAAAAUAAAUUGCGUCAAAGAUCCUCGAACAUGUAAAGAAUGCGAGAGAAAUGCAUAUAAAUUAUAAAUUUGGUGGUAUAUUUGUUCAUAAAAAUAUUUUCUGUAGAAUGAAUAAAGUGGGCACUUUAUUUUGGCACAAUGAUUUCGAUCAAUUUUGAAAAAAAAAUUUUUUCUUGAAGCAAACUUCUCAUUUUUAUCAUGCUAUGGUAGGGCGCAUUCUUAAGCAUAUGAAGAACAAUGUUUUAAAAAAUAAGGCAGUACAAUAACUUCAUUUUUGCCAGAAAAAAAAAAAAUAAAAAAUGUUAAAUUGUAAGUAGUGGCCACUUUAUUUUGCCGGCCACUGUACCACUCCAGAUUCUCCAAGAUCAAUCUGGAAAUUAAAUUAAUAAAAAAUAUUAGUGAAAUGUUAGGACUGAGAGCAACAGGAUAAUAUUAAUACUACUUCAUUCGAAAAACGAAGCUUAUCCGUCCGAAGAAACGAGUGGGAAGAAGGGCGGUGGUGGGUAAUUAAAGUGGAAGUAUAGUGAGUUUAGCAAUGACUGUGUUAGUGCAACAUACAAUUUUGCAUGAAUGAUCACGACUACUAAAAAAAUAGAGCCUAGAAUAUAAAACACAUUA